AUGGGUCUACCACUAUGGGUUGAGCCUGACGAGUCUGGCUCUCGCGCCAAAACAGCGCCGAAAUCAUCUACUGAUCCCGCAACUGGCCGAUCUCCAAUUCGCCGCUCAACUUCACCGCGUCGCGCUAGCAGUUCUAGAAAUACUGACCGACGCCGUCAACUACGCGAGAUUCGAGCUCAGCGUCUUAAUAUGCUCAUGGCGCAGCAAGCCAAUAAUGCCGAAGACGAAUUAAACCUCAAUGGCCCAGCUGCUAUCCCCGAGAGCGGUUCCAACCCCUUUCGCGUUGUAACCGCACCACAGGCACUACGCGCUCCGGAUUCUGAGGUUCCUAUCGACCUAGCUGCUUUCUUCCGCCCUGUUCGCCCUGGUCGCCUUGUCUACGCACCUCACCUUACUCGGGAAGAUCAUACCCAAGCUUUAGAUGGUUCUGAUGAUGACGAUGAUGACGAAGAUGAACUCCCUACCCUUGAGGAAGAGGGCGCCCCCAAUUCUACUCGGGUUGGAAAUACUCAACCUACUCGAACCCUUCGCUCUAACAGAGGUGACAAUGGUACAUCGCCAGCCGAUUCAGAUGACUGGGAGCCCUUUCCACCUAGGGAUGAUUAUUAUCGAAGCCGUUCUCGACGAAUUUCGCCUACAACAAGAAUAAAUCGGUUUGUAGAUCGCUUUGGACACCUCCGCGAAGAAGAUCGAGAGUUUGAACCGACCCAGGACCGAGCAUCUGGCAAUCUCAAUUCUCCUGGUUCAAGCAUGGAUCAGCACAUUCAUACGGCAUUGCGAGAGAUGAACGACCGCCGACGCCGAUCUGGUGUCGAUCGACGUCGAGCACAUCGAGUUAGGUAUGUCGAUGGAUUGGGCGAUCGAGACCGCAGUCUAAGCCCAGAGGGGGAUGGGGUUUGGUCUAUCCUACAGUCAACUUUAACCGUCGAUCCUCACCCACCUAGUGUUGGUUCCUCGUUUGCUUCUACUACAGCUUCGACUAUAGCGUCUCUAAAUCCUACUGUUCCUUCAUCUCGUACCUCGAUUACUAGUCCGACCGAAGAGACCGAACCUCCUUGUGACCCUGUCGGCGAGCCGGAAGCCACUACCGAAGGUAGUAGUGCUGAUAUUCAAGGAACGGAUCGUUCUAGACGGCCGACACCUCAUGGUAGACGAUCAUAUGCAGCAGUUGUUGCGGACACAUUAUCUGGCACAGGGCUUUCAUCUGACGAUCCCGAAUGGCUUUUGGUAUGCAUCGAAUUGUCAGCGGGCUUGCAUCUAGACAGGAUAUCCCUGACGAAUGGUGGGAACAGGCUGGCCUCAGCCGUUCGAUGUCGUUGGGAUGGCCCCUUUAAAUUUUGA
Molecule: messenger RNA, 1341 nt
Organism: Daldinia childiae
Lineage: Eukaryota; Fungi; Ascomycota; Sordariomycetes; Xylariales; Hypoxylaceae
Exons: 2
Coding region: 1-1341 (446 amino acids)
Source: RefSeq, a predicted model, not a curated record